Molecule: messenger RNA, 885 nt
Organism: Saxophila tyrrhenica
Lineage: Eukaryota; Fungi; Ascomycota; Dothideomycetes; Mycosphaerellales; Extremaceae
Exons: 1
Coding region: 1-885 (294 amino acids)
Source: RefSeq, a predicted model, not a curated record
AUGGCACGAACACUCCGCCUCCUCUCCUCCCUCACCCUCUUCACCCUCUCCCUCGGCCUCCCUCUCGACGACAUCCUGCUCCAAAUUUUCCAAAACAUCCACUGGCUCCCCAACGCCCUGGCCCAAGUCACCAGCGACCUCGCCCCGCGCGCCGUCUCCUUCCAGCCCAAAGCCGGCGCGACCUUCAACAUCGAACUCAGCGUCGUGCCCAAGACCUCCGAGGCCAACGACCAGAGCUACCACGUCUGGGACUUCGACAUGUUCGACGCUCCCACCUCCACCAUCAAAGCCUUCCAGGACAAAGGACACCCCGUCAUCUGCUACUUCUCCGCCGGCAGCUACGAGGACUGGCGCGGCGACGCCGACGACUUCCCCUCGGCGGCCCUGGGCGAACCCCUCGGCGGUUGGGAAGGCGAGUACUGGCUCGACACACGCAACCAGAAGAUCCGCAGCAUCAUGGCCAAACGCAUCGCGCUGGCCGCGAGCAAGGGCUGCGACGCCGUGGACCCGGAUAAUGUGGACGGCUACACCAACCCCACCGGUUUCGACCUGACGAAAGCCGACGCGGUGGACUACCUCAAGUUCCUGGCCAACGAAGCGCACUCGCACGGCAUGGCGUGCGGGCUGAAGAACGGCGGCGAUGUGCUGGGCCAGCUCGUGGAUGUAAUGCAGUUCAGCGUCAACGAGCAGUGCGUGCAGUACAACGAGUGCGACUUGUACCAGCCGUUCAUCGAGCAGAACAAGCCGGUCUUCCACAUCGAGUACACGGAGAAGAGUCCCGCGGCGGCGAGCUUUGUCACGAAGUCUUGCACGAACAAAGGUGCGAAGGGCUUCUCGACGCUGAUUAAGCAUAUGAGUCUUGAUGCUUGGACGACGAAGUGUUAG